This is a messenger RNA of Funneliformis geosporum, 1821 nucleotides long. Lineage: Eukaryota; Fungi; Glomeromycota; Glomeromycetes; Glomerales; Glomeraceae. The record is from the annotation of a GenBank genome assembly.
AUGUCAUUUCAACAAACUAGAAAUUCUGAUUUUACGGAUUUUGCUUUAAUAUCAUUGAAUGGCACAUACAAUUCAAAUUUUAGUAAAUGCUUAGAUUGUGCACGUGAACAAAGCAGCGCUGAAUGGUGCAAAAUUUGUGAAAUCAAUGCCUUCAAAGAAAAUUAUAAAAAUUGGAAAAUUGAUAAUAUUUUUAUUAAAAAUUUCAUUAAACAUAACCAAUUAAAUGCAACUAAAAGUGCAGAUUAUUUGGAAUAUAUUGAUAUUAAACAAUUUGACCUUGUUGAAAAUACAAAUAAAGGCGGUUCCUUUAGUACAAUAUUUUCAGCAGUUUGGAUGGAAGGUCCACGAUGGAUUUGGGACAAAGAAGUGGAGCAGUUGACACGCAAUGGACCCAUAAAUGUUUCCCUUAAAAGACUUAACAAUCCACAAAAUAUUAGUAAAGAAUAUUUGAAUCAAGUUACUUAUGAAUACCACCGGGUAUUACAUUUUGGGAAUGUUGCCGAUUUUUUUGGAAUAACCAAAGAUUUUACUUCGAACUAUAUGUUUGUUUUGAAAGAUAAUGAUAAUGAAGACUUAUAUUCAUAUCCCAUUCAUAAAAAUGGAUUGAUUCAUGGCAAUAUUCAUGGAGGUAACUUGUUAAUUGAAAAUGAAUCAGGUUCUGAAUAUAUGCGUAUCGUUGACGUGGAAUUAAAUGGUCCAGUAAAUAAGAAAAAAUCAAAUGAAAUAUAUGGUGUUCUUCCUUACGCGGAUCCUGAAAUCUUAAAAGGAAAUAUACCAACAAAGGCUGCAGAUAUUUAUAGCUUUGGAAUUAUCAUGUGGACGCUUUCUGUAGGUAUUCGGCCAUGGGGUAAUAGACCACAUGAUCUUAGUUUAGCUACUGAAAUUUGUUCUGGUUUUCGCCCUGAAAUAAUUGAUGGAACUCCUUAUGCUUACGUUCAAUUGAUGACACAAUGCUGGAAUCCCGAUCCUUUAAAACGCCCAACCGCAUCCAAAUUAUAUAAUUUGUUUGGAAGAUGGGUAAAUCUCAUUUGUGAUGAUCCGAUUCCGUCUGCACUAUUUGAUCAAUUUAAUAUUGCUGACGAGAAAAAAUUUUUGGAUUUAGAACAAAAUCAAUAUUACCAACAGGAUAUCCAUCCUCAAGCUAUCUACUACACAAGGACGAUUAUUGAUUUUUCAGUAGUAGAAAAAAAAAUAACUAUACCGGUUUUUACUACUCGCCCAGAUACUAUUUUUGGAGUGGUAGCGAUUGCUUUAUCAAUUAACCACUCCUUAAUUUCAGAAAUUGUUUUACCGGAAUAUCAAAAAAAAGUGAAUGAUUUUUGCGAAUACUGGAAAGAUAAAAAAGAAAAUAAAGAAGUUGUUGGUGAGUUUACCGGUAGUUAUUGUCUAAAUCCAUUAAAUAACGAAAAAAUACCGGUUUGGAUAACUAAUUUUAUUAAUAAAGAAGUUUUAGAACCAGAAAAAAUAUUUAGCGAGCAAGAAAAAAAACAAAACAAAGAAAUUGAUUUCACCUUUGCUAAAAAAUAUGAGUUAUUGAGUGUAGGAGUUAUAGGUUUAUAUCAAAAAGAUUACCGAGGGGAAAGAAAUAAUUGGUAUUAUCAUGAGACUUAUCUUUGCUUGAACUGUCGACGCCCUAAGAAAAUGGGUUGGGCUGAUUACGGAACUGAAAUUAUUAACCAAGAAUUAGAAAAAAAAGGAGCAGAAAACCACCAAAAAGAACUUUUAUCUGAAAAAGAAUUACCUUUAAUUCUCCCUACUUUAACUGAUUUUGCCCCACCCUCAUUAUUAUUCUCCUUUGCAAAAAGUCGAAAAUUAUAUUAA